AGGGGGAGCCGUGCGGAACCCUGCAGGAGCUCUGCCGUGCCAGCAACCUGAGACCUUGCUGGAGGAGCAGGUCCGAGGUUCAAGCUGCAGCAAAGCCCUUGUCUGCCCUCCUCUGAUGUCCUGGGGAAGCCAUACCCCGUCGUGGGAGGCCAUGGGCUCCUCCCACUCUGCAGUCCCAUGCACGACAAAGCUGGCUCUGUGGUGGCUCCUUCUGAUCCCAGCAGCGACGGCGCAGCGGGCUCCCCCCACCCAAGCCGAGGACCGCCUCUUCAAGCACCUCUUCAGGGGCUACAACCGCUGGGCACGGCCGGUGCCCGACACGCUGGACGUGGUGAUCGUGCGCUUCGGGCUGUCCAUCGCGCAGCUCAUUGAUGUGGACGAGAAGAACCAAAUGAUGACCACCAACGUCUGGCUGAAGCAGGAGUGGAGCGACUACAAACUGCAUUGGAACCCGGCCGACUUUGGCAACAUCACUUCCCUGCGGGUCCCUUCGGAGAUGAUCUGGAUCCCCGACAUCGUCCUCUACAACAAUGCCGACGGGGACUUUGCGGUGACCCACAUGACCAAGGCCCACCUCUUCUCCACGGGCACCGUGCACUGGGUGCCCCCCGCCAUCUACAAGAGCUCCUGCAGCAUCGACGUCACCUUCUUCCCCUUCGACCAGCAGAGCUGCAAGAUGAAGUUUGGCUCCUGGACGUACGACAAGGCCAAGAUCGACCUGGAGCCGAUGGAGCAGACGGUGGACCUGAACGACUACUGGGAGAGCGGCGAGUGGGCCAUCAUCAGCGCCACGGGCACCUACAACACCAAGAAGUACGACUGCUGCGCCGAGAUCUACCCCGACGUCACCUACGCCUUCGUCAUCCGGCGCCUGCCGCUCUUCUACACCGUCAACCUCAUCAUCCCCUGCCUGCUCAUCUCCUGCCUCACCGUGCUCGUCUUCUACCUGCCCUCCGACUGCGGCGAGAAGAUCACGCUGUGCAUCUCCGUGCUGCUCUCGCUCACCGUCUUCCUGCUGCUCAUCACCGAGAUCAUCCCGUCCACCUCGCUGGUCAUCCCGCUCAUCGGCGAGUACCUGCUCUUCACCAUGAUCUUCGUCACCCUCUCCAUCGUCGUCACGGUCUUUGUCCUCAAUGUCCACCACCGCUCCCCCAGCACCCACAACAUGCCCCGCUGGGUGCGGGCAGCCUUUCUGGGCCGUGUGCCCCGGUGGCUUCUGAUGAGCCGGCCCCCGCCACCCUUGGCGCCCCACAACCCCCCAGAUCUGAGGCUCAGCUCCUCCUGUCACUGGCUGGAGACCAACGUGGAUGCGGAAGAGAGGGCGGAGGAAGAGGGGGAGGGCAGAUGGGUGUGUGCAGGCCAGUCAUCCCCUGCCGCGGGCGUCCUCUGCAGCUGUGCUGGGCUGCACCGAGGGGCCUCACGCACCGAAGCGGAGGCCCAGCUGCAGGAGGGCGGCCUCCUGCUGUCACCUCGCAUGCAGAAGGCCCUGGAGGGCAUGCACUAUAUUGCUGAUCACCUGCGGGCUGAGGAUGCUGACUCUUCGGUGAAGGAAGACUGGAAGUACAUGGCCAUGGUCAUCGAUAGGAUAUUCCUCUGGUUGUUUAUCAUCGUCUGCUUCCUGGGGACCACUGGACUCUUCCUUCCUCCAUUCCUGGCUGGAAUGAUCUGAUUUCAUGUCCCUUGCUUUGGCCAAAAGGUGGCACUGCUGACCACCGUUACCUGCUGCCGCCUGUAGAGUAGGCCUCUGGGUGGGCACCAUCUGACUGCAGGUGCUUCUCCAUGGGCUCCCUCAUUGGCCCAACAGCCGAAGACUUCCUGGAAUAAUUCGCUUGCCAGUAUUGUGCUAUGUGCUGAGAAGCUGCUGGGCGCACAGCCCCCUUUUGGAUGUGAGGAGCUGGGAAAAGAAGGCGAUUGCUCUGCAAGAGGUUGUGGUACCGUGGUAACAAGGGCAGUUGUGAGAUUCUCCUGCAGAAGUGAAGUAGAGUGACAGGAGGGGCCAAGCUGGGGACCCGGGGAGGAGGGGGUGGGGCCCGGUGAAGAGGCACAGACCUAAGAGGAAGGGUGCAUGGGGAAGAGGACAGAGGGCGCUCAGGGGGCAGCAGAGGGGGGAACAACAUUUUGGAUUCAGGAGUGAGCCUGAGGCACCAGGGAGGACAGCCAGGCUGAGGUGGGGAGUGUGGGCACAGCGGGGGGAGGCUGGAAAGGCAGGCCAGGUGUCUUUAGGCCAGGGGGUCAGCCUGCAGGUGUAACAGCAGAGCGGUGAAGGCUUUUCUGGAAGCAGAUGAACAGGGAGGCAAAGCUGCAGGGGGCAGAGGGGCGAUGUGGCUGGAGGCGGGAGGCUGGGCCGCCACACCCACCAGGAAGCCCUUUCGAAUCCCCAGACUUCCGCCACCGUCUGGGCCCACCUGGCUGUUGCCCACUGGCUCAGCACCAGCUGCCCCAAGGUGUGACAGUAAUGAGACCAUCUGUCCUUCAAUGUGCAUUUGACAAACCAGAAAGAUACCCAGAGCCAUUCCAGACCCAGCCCAAGCCCACAGCUCUCUCCCUCCCUCCCUCCCAAGGCACUUGGUAUUUCUUCUGGGGGGAGUGAGCUGGAUUGUGGUGGCCCCGAGACUGCUGUGUGGACGCAAAAAGCCCCAGGAUGGCUUCCAUUUCCAGGCCGGCCUGCGUGCUGAUGCCUUGGGAUUCAGCAUCCGCAGUCCCCAGCCACAGGGGCAGCCUGAGGUGCUGCUGCCCGGGAUCCUGCCUCCCCCAGGCCAGCCCAGACCUGGAGCGCAGAAGCUCAGCAGCCAACAGAUGGGGGCCUGGGUUCCCGGAUAGAGUGGGGCCUGGACAGGAAGCCAAGUGGGGUGAGCUUCCAGUUUCCCUUGGCCUUUGGGGACCCUCCUUCCAAUCCCCCAUGCAGUUCUUCCGGACAGGCCCAGGGGAAACUGACUCCACAACCCAGUCCUCCGCCCUCUGGUUCUCCCCCAAGACGCCCACCGAAUGGCCCAUCCCGGCUCCUCCCUGCCCCGGUGGGUGCAGCCCCCCAGCCUCCCCUCCCCAGUCUCCCAGACCUGACCUCCUGGUACAGUGAUGUUGGCUCUUGUUAUUCUGCCUCCCUUUCAUCUUGCAUGUGAGUCAAGGGGUCAAAUAGAGCUGCUGCUCAUUCAGCCGUGGAACCCUCCUCAGCGUCCCUAGGACCCCCAGCCCCACUCCCCCAUGAGCCCUGGCUGUCUGGAUUGCAGCUGGAAGACUGCCAUUGGCCUUUCCUCAGGCGGCCCUGCAGCGGGCUGCCUGGCUCCCACCGGAAAGCCGCCCCCCAGCCAGGGGCAGGAGCAAAGGCUUGGGGCACCCGCCUGG
Molecule: messenger RNA, 3342 nt
Organism: Manis javanica (Malayan pangolin)
Lineage: Eukaryota; Metazoa; Chordata; Mammalia; Pholidota; Manidae
Gene: CHRNA2
Product: cholinergic receptor nicotinic alpha 2 subunit
Biological process (GO): monoatomic ion transmembrane transport
Cellular component (GO): postsynaptic membrane
Molecular function (GO): acetylcholine-gated monoatomic cation-selective channel activity; transmembrane signaling receptor activity
Source: RefSeq, a predicted model, not a curated record